AUGGUAGCGCCAGAAUGGCAUCAUCGGCUUACUUUAAAAGCUGUCUUAUCAACCGCACUAGCAAGUAAUGACCAAGAUGAUCGGACAGAAGAUAUUUCAACCGAUUUCUGGAAUAACAAUUUAACCUUUAAUAUCAGUGAUAGCGAUGUCAUUGUUUUUUUACAUAUUCAGAAAACUGGAGGUACCACAUUUGGUCGACAUUUAGUACAAAACCUGUCAUUGAAACAGCCUUGCAAUUGUCAAGGGGGUAAGAAACAAAAUGCCAGCAAUAGAAAUAAAAAAGGCAAACUCAAAAAGAGAUCUAAAUUACGUUGCCAAUGCCAUCGACCUAAUUCAACCGAUAUUUGGCUAUUUUCACGCUAUUCGACUGGUUGGAAAUGUGGACUUCAUGCCGACUAUACUGAAUUAAUGGAAUGCUUGCCUCAUUAUUUUCGAAAAUUCGAUAAUAAUCGUAGUCAUAAAAUUUCAAAUCGAAGAUAUCACUUUAUAACAGAAUUGCGCAAUCCUAUCAAUCGAUAUCUUAGUGAAUAUCAACAUGUCACAAGAGGUGCUACAUGGAAGAAAUCGCGCCACAAAUGUAAUGGCAGAUUGCCAACCGUGAAGGAAUUACCACCAUGUUAUAACGGUAGUAACUGGAAUUAUGUUACCUUGAAGGAUUUUAUCGCUUGUAAAUAUAAUUUAGCUAAUAAUCGCCAAACCAGAAUGUUAGCUGAUCUUCGAUUGGUCAAUUGUUAUGAAAAUAGUUCUAUGUCGCUGCAGCAACGUAACAGGAUACUUUUAAAUAGUGCUAAGUUCAAUUUGAAACGAAUGGCCUACUUUGGCCUAAUUGAGUAUCAACGUGAGAAUCAGGUAAUGUUCGAGCACAGAUUUGGAUUGAAGUUUAUUCAACCAUUCAUGCAAUAUGAUUUCAAUCAAACAUAUGCUUCUGAAGUAUUAUAUAAGUUAAGCCCUGAGAUUAUACAUAAAAUACGAGAAAUUAAUUCUAUGGAUAUACAAUUAUAUAACUACGCGUUAAAGUUGUUUAAACGUAGAUGGAAUUCACUCAAAGCAAUAAUCAAUGCAACUCGUUAA
Messenger RNA from Trichoplax adhaerens, 1071 nucleotides. RefSeq lists its product as uncharacterized. Bases 1 to 1071 code for a protein of 356 amino acids. Gene Ontology annotation, cellular component: membrane. The transcript has a single exon. The record is from RefSeq and is a predicted model, not a curated record. Gene Ontology annotation, molecular function: heparan sulfate 6-sulfotransferase activity. NCBI's taxonomy places the organism in Eukaryota, Metazoa, Placozoa, Uniplacotomia, Trichoplacea, Trichoplacidae.